Molecule: messenger RNA, 1014 nt
Organism: Caenorhabditis briggsae
Lineage: Eukaryota; Metazoa; Nematoda; Chromadorea; Rhabditida; Rhabditidae
Gene: Cbr-pqn-92
Product: Protein CBR-PQN-92
Exons: 6
Coding region: 1-1014 (337 amino acids)
Source: RefSeq, a predicted model, not a curated record
AUGAGCUACACAGAAGGCAACUUGCCCCAGGGAGAUUAUUUCUAUGGGAACAAUAGUAUGGACACCACCACCUACUACCCCCAACAAUACCAGCAACAAAACUACAAUCAGAAUUUCAAAGAUCCGGCGGGAAAUCAAAAUUCUCAAAAUUUUGGAAAUUUCAAAAAUGUUCAAGAUGUCCAAUUUGACUAUAUAAAGCAGGGACAGGUCCAGUCACCACAACAGUACACCAACCAGAUGGUCCAGAGCUCAAUGAGCCCACAGCAAUGGAAGCAGGCUCAGGAUUUCCAGAAAGCUCAACAUGAGCUCUUGGGAAUUGAGCCGAUGGGAGAUGGGCAGAUGGAUAUUCCAGAGGGACCAUUAUCGAUGUGUUCUACAAAACACUCGAACAAGUUGAAUGCCGUGCGAUACUCUGCAAAAUGUUUGGAAAAAAAGCAGACCAACAUGAAGGAGAAACUCCACAAAGCCAACGAAUCACGCAAGGCUUCUGAAUUCCUCGAGGCGAGAAAUGAUGAAGCAGAAGACAUUUUGGAAUUCGCUGUGAAGGAAAUUGUCAUGCCGAAUUUCGACAUGAACAAUUGCAAUUACGAUAUGUAUUACGGUAUUGAAGCAGCCAAAGAGAAAGUUCUGGAAGAUGUGGAGAAAGCCAAAAAAAAGGAUGAGCAAUUGCAACAGAAGAAACAGACACUUCGAGAAGUCAAGGCAAAUUUGGACCAGAGACAAUUCGAAAACGAUAAUAAAAACACAAUUCCUGUGUAUGUUGUGAAAGAUGGUAAACAAGCACUGGCUAGCAAAACCACCAUAGCCACACGUUUGUGCCGAGCUAAAAAACAUCACACGACUAGUCAAAGUGACUACGAUGCUGCCGUUAAUCAAUAUUUUGAAUUAUUUCGCUCCAUUCGUCAAAUUGGUUCAGAGAAUGCGCCGGAAGAAUUCUGGCAACGUGCCAGAAUGACUGGACAAAUUGAAAAAGUGAACGGCCUUCAAGAAUGGCUGAAAUUUAACCCUGGAUAG